AUGCCUCCUGGUUCAUCCCUUACCUGUAUCGUCUCACCUGAUGAAGAAUCCCACGCCAACCAUCAUAUUCUUCCUAACAAUGUUUACAAUCAAACCGGACAGCUCCUAAACUUUUCCGAUUCUUUUUCACAACAGCAACAGCAGCUAUAUCAUGACCACAGUCACCAGUUUUCAUUCUUUGAUGGCCAGCGCGAUCACGCACACCAUACUUCUGCAGACAGGAGCAGCUUGUACCAACAGGAUACGGCUGGCUAUGACGCUACCACUGCCAUGAUGAUGAACAGCAGCAGCUUCAACAUGUACGGCUCCAGCACUAACUUGAAGAAAAAAGAAACCAAUAAUGCUGAAUUGCCUCCACUGCCACCUGAUAUUACUUCAACCUAUUUUGGGACUUCAAAUGAGCCGCCCCUACUUUCAGAUGUGGGGUGUGAUAUUCUCAAUGGCAUGAGUUUUCUUGAGUUGUCGGAGGGUGGCCGCCCAAGUUUCAGCGGAUCACCAUCUGUUGAUCCGUACGACAACCCUGUCAUUAGUUCUGCUACAGCAAAUUACUCAGGGUUCAACACAGAGUCACCUGGAAGUUGUGAUUUUGUGCAUCAAUCUUUUACUUCUCUUGGUUACGAUUAUGGUUAUGGGGCUAGUGACGCGUCCACCACCAGCGACUUGUCCAGCUUGCCAUGGUUUUGA
Messenger RNA from Oldenlandia corymbosa var. corymbosa, 684 nucleotides. The record is from the annotation of a GenBank genome assembly. NCBI's taxonomy places the organism in Eukaryota, Viridiplantae, Streptophyta, Magnoliopsida, Gentianales, Rubiaceae.